AUUCCUCGCCGUUUUGACUUCGCUAGUUGGCACUGAUCUGCAACUGCUGUUGAUUGGGUUUCAUCCUCGAUUUGGGGACAGUUGCAGCCAACGAUCCUCGGCGCACCUUUCCCAGUCUUCGUGGGCGAACCGGGUCCUGGGUGGCCGGAGCCUGCAGAAGUCCUGCUCGAUUCGCAGGCCCUCGAGGCUCUUUGCUAGCCGGGGUCCUCCUGGCGCUGGCCUGGAGCCGAGCGUGCAGACCGCACUCCAGGACAAGUUCACCGGUUCUCUGUGCGCGUGGGGCGAGAGCUCCCGGCCAUGGCCUUCACUUUCGCUGCUUUCUGCUACAUGCUGUCCCUAGUGCUGUGCGCUGCGCUCAUCUUUUUCGCCAUCUGGCACAUCAUCGCCUUUGAUGAGUUAAGGACGGAUUUUAAGAGCCCCAUAGACCAGUGCAACCCUGUACAUGCGAGGGAACGGCUGCGGAACAUUGAACGCAUCUGCUUCCUGCUGAGAAAGGUCAGAGUGGUGGGGCCAGGAGGCAGACCAAAGGGCAGACUGGAGAGGGGCUCUGGAAGGCUGGUGCUGCCCGAGUACUCCAUCCACAGCCUCUUCUGCAUCAUGUUCCUAUGUGCUCAGGAGUGGCUCACCCUGGGGCUGAACGUUCCUCUGCUUUUCUAUCACUUCUGGCGAUAUUUCCACUGUCCAGCAGACAGUUCAGAACUAGCCUACGACCCACCAGUGGUCAUGAAUGCAGACACCUUGAGCUAUUGUCAGAAAGAGGCCUGGUGCAAACUGGCCUUCUAUCUUCUCUCCUUCUUCUACUACCUUUACUGCAUGAUCUACACCCUAGUGAGCUCCUAACUCAGACAUCAUCAGACUCAGGAGAGGCCGAGGCCCAGGCCUCUGCUCCUGGGGCUGGAGGAAGGGCCUGAAGAGGAAGACAAGAGGAAGAUGAGACCCCCAGAGUGAGCAGAGGGAGGUGGAAUCACACAGCAGCCGGA
Molecule: messenger RNA, 980 nt
Organism: Castor canadensis (American beaver)
Lineage: Eukaryota; Metazoa; Chordata; Mammalia; Rodentia; Castoridae
Source: RefSeq, a predicted model, not a curated record